Heterocephalus glaber (naked mole-rat) is the source of this 1920-nucleotide messenger RNA. RefSeq names its product docking protein 1 (gene Dok1). Gene Ontology annotation, biological process: Ras protein signal transduction; positive regulation of MAPK cascade; cell surface receptor protein tyrosine kinase signaling pathway. Gene Ontology annotation, cellular component: cytoplasm. The record is from RefSeq and is a predicted model, not a curated record. NCBI's taxonomy places the organism in Eukaryota, Metazoa, Chordata, Mammalia, Rodentia, Bathyergidae.
CCCAGCCCCGCCUCCAGCCCUGCGCCCGCCGGGCCAGGAAGCGCCAGAGGAACCUCCCAGGGACAUGGACGGGGCUGUGAUGGAAGGGCCGCUCUUUUUGCAGAGUCAGCGCUUCGGGACUAAGGUAGUGGGGGGCAGAGGAUUCCUAACCCCACGAGGGCCAGAAAAAUGGAAGAAGACGUGGGCUGUGCUCUACCCGGCCAGUCCUCACGGCGUAGCGCGGCUCGAGUUUUUUGAUCACAAGGGGUCGAGCUCUGGAGGUGGUCGAGGGAGCUCGCGCCGCCUGGACUGCAAGGUGAUCCGUCUGGCCGAGUGUGUAAGCGUGGCUCCGGUGGCUGUGGAAAGCCCCCCUGAACCCGGAGCUGCUGCCUUCCGCCUGGACACUGCGCAGCGCUCGCACCUGCUGGCAGCGGACGCGCCGUCCAGCGCCGUCUGGGUGCAAACAUUGUGCCGAAAUGCCUUUCCGAAAGGAAGUUGGGCUCUGGCGCCGGUCACAAACCCACCACCUAAGCUUUCUGCCUUGGAGAUGCUGGAGAACUCACUGUACAGCCCUAUGUGGGAAGGAUCCCAGUUCUGGGUAACCAUACAGAAGACGGAGGCCUCUGAGCGCUGUGGCCUGCAUGGGCCCUAUGUGCUGAGGGUAGAGGCUGAGAGGCUGACUCUCUUGACCUUGGGAGCACAGGGUCAGAUCCUGGAGCCGCUUCUUUCCUGGCCCUACACUCUGUUGCGCCGCUAUGGCCGAGACAAGGUCAUGUUCUCUUUUGAGGCUGGUCGCCGUUGCCCCUCUGGCCCUGGAACUUUCACCUUCCAGACUGUACAAGGAAAUGACAUAUUUCAAGCAGUUGAGACUGCCAUCCAUCAGCAGAAGGCCCAGGGAAAAGUGGGACCAGGGCAAGAUGUCCUCAGUGCCAACUCUAAUGAAGGGGAGAUGACAGAGGGGAAGUUGGCUUCUGCUCCUAACCCCCAGGAGCCCCAAGGCAGCACCCCAGCCCUGUAUGCUGAGCCCUUAGACUCUUUGCGCAUUCCUCCAGGUCCUUCACAGGACUCCUUAUACUCAGACCCCAUAGACAGUACCCCUUCUCGGGCAGCAGAAGGGGUACAGGCAAAGAAACCUCUCUACUGGGAUUUGUUUGCACAUGUGCAGCAGCAGCUGCAGAAGACCAAGCUGACAAACACCAAAGAGGACCCCAUCUAUGAUGAACCUGAGGGUCUGGCCACAGCCCCUCCCCGGGGGCUUUAUGAUCUGCCUCAGGAGCCCAAGGAUGCAUGGUGGUGCCAAGCUCGGGUGAAGGAGGAGGGUUACGAGCUCCCCUACAACCCUGUCACUGAUGACUAUGCUGUGCCACCCCCUCGGAGCACAAAGCCCAUCCCAGCUCCCAAGCCCCAGGGCCUGGCCUUCCCUGAACCUGGUACUGCAGCUGGUAGUGGCAGCAAAGGCCACAGCUCAGACACUGCCUUAUAUAGCCAGGUCCAGAAGAGUGGAAUCUCACGGGACUGAGACUGUGGGUUCUCUAGAGCAGGUACUGACAAGACUGGGGUCAAGUCAGAAGGCUCCACCUGAAAAGGUAGCUGACAAGAGGACCAUGGGAAGGUGGCAUUAAGGAUCAGAAAAUCCUGUUAGAAUAAGCAGGAACCAGAGAGUGGGAGGGUCCUCUUUGGAUGUCCUAGGAAGUGGAACAGAUGGCAGCGCUGAGGGAUGAGCUCUGGGGAACAUUGGCACCCUUAAGCCAUCCCUAUCCCAAAGUAAUAGAUAGCUGCUGGACCAGGUCUUCUGGAGAAAGGGGUACUUGGUCAGAGUGGGUGCAGAGCCAGGGGCCUGUAUGGAAGUUGCCUGGAUCCUUACCCCCCUGUAUUGUUCUUUGCCAGAGAUAUAUUUUUAAAAUUUUAAAGAUUUGUAUUAAAGUCAGUUUGGGUUUAAGA